Molecule: messenger RNA, 9371 nt
Organism: Sphaerodactylus townsendi
Lineage: Eukaryota; Metazoa; Chordata; Lepidosauria; Squamata; Sphaerodactylidae
Gene: GPC6
Product: glypican 6
Exons: 10
Coding region: 390-2090 (566 amino acids)
Biological process (GO): cell migration; regulation of protein localization to membrane; regulation of signal transduction
Cellular component (GO): synapse; plasma membrane; extracellular region
Source: RefSeq, a predicted model, not a curated record
GCGCUGGGCCGUGCAAUGUGGAGGAGCACGUUUCUGGCUCGCCCCGUGCGCGCGUCCCCGGGAUCGCUGCCUGGUCCCCGGGUCGGCAGGGGGCUGCGGCCGGGCGGCGCGGAGCAGCCAGAGGUCGCCCCCGGAGCCCCGCCGCCGCCGCCGCCCGCUCUGCGCCCUUCCCCGGCCGGCUUCUCCAACUUUGCCCGGCCGCCGGCGGGGGGCUCUCCGUGCCGCGGGCGCCUUCCCCCCGGGGGUGGGGUCUCCGGCUCGGCGCUCGCUCGCCGCUCGGCGCAGUUUGCGAGAGGAGGACGCGGCGCGCCUGCCCGGGAUCGGCACGGCUCGGUCCUCGCGGGGCGGGCGGGGGGUUCUCGGGCGCGGGCUCUCCUGCUCCCCGCACGAUGCUGCCGCGGAUCGGGGCGCUGCUGUGGGCGCUGCUGGAGCUGGUGCCGCCGCUGGGCGCCGGAGCGGCUGACGGGAAAGCGCGGGGCUGCGGCGAGGUGAGGCAGGCGUACGGCGCCAAGGGCUUCAGCCUGGCCAACAGCCCCUACCAGGAGAUCGCAGGGGAACAUUUGAGAAUUUGCCCUCAGGAAUAUACGUGCUGCACAUCAGAAAUGGAAGAUAAGCUGAGCCAGCAAAGCAAAUUGGAAUUUGAGAACUUUGUGGAUGAGACAAGUCAUUUUGUGCGCACUACCUUUGUGUCUAGGCACAAGAAAUUUGAUGAAUUUUUCCGAGAACUCCUGGAGAAUGCAGAAAGAUCCUUAAAUGAUAUGUUUGUACGGACAUACGGGAUGCUAUACAUGCAGAAUUCAGAAGUAUUCCAAGAACUCUUUAUAGAACUGAAAAGAUACUACACAGGAGGCAAUGUGAACUUGGAGGAAAUGUUGAAUGAUUUCUGGGCUCGACUAUUAGAGCGAAUGUUCCAGCUCAUAAACCCCCAGUAUCAUUUCUCUGAGGACUAUCUUGAGUGUGUAAGCAAAUAUACAGACCAGCUCAAGCCUUUUGGAGAUGUACCCAGGAAACUGAAAGUUCAGGUGACGAGAGCUUUCAUCGCUGCAAGAACCUUUGUUCAGGGACUGACCGUGGGCAGAGAAGUGGCUAACAGGGUAUCCAAGGUCAGCCCUACCCCAGGAUGCAUCCGUGCAUUAAUGAAGAUGUUGUACUGCCCUUACUGCCGAGGACUUCCCACUGUGAAACCUUGCGACAACUACUGCCUCAACGUAAUGAAGGGCUGCCUGGCAAAUCAAGCUGAUUUGGAUACCGAAUGGAAUCUCUUUAUAGAUGCUAUGCUUUUGGUAGCGGAGAGAUUAGAGGGACCAUUCAACAUCGAAUCAGUAAUGGAUCCUAUCGAUGUCAAAAUUUCCGAAGCCAUCAUGAACAUGCAAGAGAACAGUAUGCAGGUGUCUGCAAAGGUGUUUCAAGGGUGCGGACAACCUAAACCAGCACCAGGAUUAAGAUCUUCUCGCUCUAUUCCUGAUAACUUUCAUAACCGUUUCCGACCCUACAAUCCUGAGGAAAGGCCAACAACAGCUGCUGGGACGAGCUUGGAUAGGCUGAGGACUAUCUGGAGGACAAUGCAACAUGGUGUGAUUGACAUUAAAGAAAAACUGAAGCUUUCGAAAAAGUUCUGGUCUGGGUUACCAUAUACUAUCUGCAAAGAAGAAAGCGUGACUGCUGGCCCAUUAAAUGAGGAGGACUGCUGGAAUGGUCACACGAAAGCUAAAUACCUACCAGAGAUCAUGAAUGAUGGACUUACCAAUCAGAUCAACAAUCCUGAGGUUGACGUGGACAUCACCAGGCCCGAUACUUACAUCCGGCAACAAAUCAUGGCCUUGAGAGUCAUGACUAAUAAACUCAGGAAUGCAUACAAUGGAAAUGAUGUGAACUUUCAGGACACAAGUGAUGAAACCAGUGGCUCAGGAAGUGGGAGCGGUUGCACCGAUGACAUUUGUCCCACCGAGUUUGAAUUCAUCACCACAGAAGCACCUCUUGUUGACUCGGACAGGAGGGAAGUGGACUCCUCAGCAAGCCGAUCUACCCGUCCAGCAUUUACGUGGUUCGUUAUCUGCUUGGCCCUCCUACUGCAAAGACAAUGCAGAUAAUCCUGGCUCCAGUCAGAUAUGACUGUCUUUUAGCUAUUGAAGAACAAAACAACAAACUUCCUUCUUUUGUUACGCUCUUGGACUACGGACCACGCGACAAACACAGUUUUCUACCAGAAGAGAGUGGCACUGAAACCUGCUCCCCUUUGUGCUUUCCCAAAGAGUCCCGGGUGCCGACUGAACUGUUUUCUGUCUCACUUCAGACAGCUGCGAAGGCCAGGUCCACUUCUCAGAAAUCUCAGAUUUUUUUAUUACAGGAGACUUUUCAGAACUUCCUUUGCUUUUAUGCUGCAGGUAGAAAAGAGGCUGGGAAAGGGAGGGAUACAAGUUGUAUGUGGGGUUUUUUUUUUCCUUUACCAAGAAAAAGAGAAUAAAUAUCAUUCGGAAUCUGGCUAAGCCUAACAAAACGGGAGGAGAAGGCGAGACCCUCUUUUGGGGGUGCUGCUGUAUCACACUUCAGGUCACCAAAAUGAUCUUUACCAUUGAGGGAAUAUCUCCGAAUUUUCUUUUCUUUUUGUCAGACCAAUCUAAGUGCAAGCUUUGUGCACCAUUGGCCAAAAAUACAGGAUUUGCCAAUACAUUCAUGACAAAAAUGGGAAGAUUAUCUUCUAGGAAUAGAGCAACAUCAUUCCUCUGGGGAUACUCACGUUGUUUACCCCACCUCUUAUUCUUCAUUCUGAUUGGUUUCUUCUUUAUCCAUGAUAUGUAAAUGACAAAGGACUCCAUCCAGUUGCCCAUUAUCACCUUUUUACAAUGAAGUCUUAACACUUCUCAGACACAUUUUGAUACAAGGAUUUGGAUAGCAAAAUCUAAUCUCUUCUGGCAUAAUCUCUUUUCUUUGGGGGGCAGUGUUGGCAUCAAGUAGAAUUUUUCGGCCACUGUGUUUGUUACCUAACCAAAGUGGCAGUUCUCCAGAGGAACUGAUAACAACAGCUGGAUCAGUGCGUUAGUUUUGCAUAGACACAGCAUCCUUCAUAUCUCCUAGUUUCUGUAUCAGAAGGGUUCUCUGUUGCAAGAACGUUGACCGAAAUAUAUAUACAAUACUGACAUGGAGAAUUUCUUUCACUUUUUUAGUCUUAGUAUAAUCAUCUAUUUUUAUAUAUAUAAAUAUAUGUGUAUAUAUAUCUAUAAAUCACAGAUUUUAACUUCUUAAUUACAAGCUCAGGGUUGACACAUCUUUGUAAGAAAAAAAAUGUUUUGUCAACCAGCUUUUACUUGUGUUGCGCUGCUUGGAAAAGGGCAUCCUUCCUCUCGUGAUUGGCAAAUGCAAGAAUCAAGAAGAGAUUUCUUUUUCUUUUUUGCAUUUUCGGCUGUCUGCUUCAUAUAGGCUUGCAAGAAGGUGGCAUUAAUCCCCUUUCAUUAUGUGUGCAUUUGGGGGAAUGUGCAAGAGAUAUUUACUUGGAACAGUGCAACUAUGGCCCCUUCCACACAUGAAGAAUCAUGCACUUUCAAUACACUUUGCAGCUAGAUUUGACUGUGCGGAAUAGCAAAAUCCACUUGCAAACAAUUGUGAAAGUGGAUUGAAAGUGCAUUAUUCUGCAUGGUCGGAAGGGGCCUUGGUGAUGACAGCAGUACUCCUGUACCCAAAUUAUGCAUCUGGAUUGCACUCUUGAGGUGUCGAAGUCCAGGACUCUGAUCCUGCUCCCAUAUGGCAUCAAUAUAAAUAUCUCCUCUCUUGCUACUAGGCUAUUGAGUCAACCUAGCUGCCUCUUUCUAAGGCCAUAUUGGCAGGAUCCAGGGAAGAGUGCACAGGAAGUACCUCUGCAGGCUGCCUUGGACUUCCCAAGUGGCAAUAACAGCAGCACAGGACAUUAUAUCAGGGUGAGGCAUAUCUGCCAUCUCAUCCUGUGUAACCACCUUUGCUGCAUGGGCGCUUUAGAGCCAGCACGGUGUAGUGGUCAAGAGAAACAGACUCUAAACUGGAGAACUGGGUUUUGAUUCCCCACUCGGCCAAGUGAGCAGCAGACUCUUAAUCUGGAAAAACAGAUUAGAUUCCCCACUCCUCCACAUGCAGGCUUCUGGGUUAAGCUAGUCACAUCUCUCUCUGAACUCUCUUAGCCCCACCUACCUCACAAGGUGUCUGUUGCAAGGAGGGAAAAGGAAGGUGAUUGUAAACGGCUUUGAGACUCCUUAAAGAUAGAGAAAAGUGGGGUGUAAAACCAACUCUUCUUCUCCCACGUCAUAGCCACCACUGCCCACCAUUCUCAGUAAGCCCAUGCAUCCAGUAGCCUGCUGCAUGCCAAGUCCCAGAGUCCAGCCUGUGGUAAAUGAUUUGCUCAGUGCACUGGUGACCUCAGUCAGUGCAGGCCACCGUGCAAGAGGGGAAUUUGCAACUCUGUGCUCAGCCUGGGAAAGGGCUGGCAGGGGAUGGGAGGUUUAUGUUGAUGAGUGCCAGUUCCUCCACCUCUUGUCCUCCAUGCAUAAGGGAAGCACACUCAUUGCCCACAUGACUGGACUGGAGCAAGAAAGCAUAAGCCAAGCUCUUAACUACCUAUGCCAAUUAAAAUGGGCUCCUUGUUUGUUAGAAAUGGGCUGCCCAGUUUUUGACAACCCUUGUAGAGUUAAUAAAGAAAACAUCAGCUAAACACUUUCAAGUAAGCCGCUCACAUUGCAAUACAGACAAUGUGAACUGUACAUGAUUUCAGAAGCUCAUUUCGCCCACUAAUGAUAAUUAGCUAUCGAUUUAGUAAUGAAAGUAGUAAGCUCACAGCACAAAUGUAUAAAGUAUACCUAAGCACUUUUACAACGAAAAGAAAUGAACAGUAUAUACCAUGAAUAACGAUAUGCUAUGUCAAAUAAGAAAACAAAAUGUAGAGCUUUUGAUUUACAAAAAGAGAUUGUAUUCUAUUUUUUAUUAUUUAAAAUGUUAUACAAUCCAACCUUGUCAGUCCUAUCCAGAUUUACACCCAUUUUACAGACCCUUUGCACUGUAUUUCUCUCAUGCAAUGGAUGCUGUUUUGGCCACAAUCCACACACAGAACCUUCUUCUUUACUUAAUUGCAGACUUCAGCCAGCACAGAAUCCAGAAAGCAACCUUAUGCUGGACUGUAGUCAACCAUCAUUACCAAUAUGAAUCCCAUUAAUUCCAAAUGGAUGAAUAUGGCUAACUUCCUCUGAACUGGAACCUUGAUAGCUCCUAUUCCCAUCCCAUUCAUUCAGAAUAUCUAACAGAGGAUAUGGAUUAAAUUGACUGCUUUAUUUUGAAACCAUCCAGUGGCCCAUUCAGUUGAAAGGCCCCGAAGUCUUAAGCAGAGGCCAUUUGCAGGCUUGUUGAUUUCACUGGAGAUGUUGGGGUUGAAUCUGGGACAUUUCAAGUUCUCCACCUCUGGUCCUAAAUGAACUAUUUAAAUGGGGGAUAAGUAACCCUUUAACAUGUUUCCCAUCAAAUUACUUAAUCUGACUAAUUAAAACUAAGUCAUCUUGGUUGACCUGAGCCUGGGGUGAGUUAAUACUCUGUGUUUUCACAGGGAAAUGCUCCACAGGGUAUACAUUUUUGAUGACUAUCUCCAGUGCCAUAUAUUUUCAGUGGUUGAACUUUAGGUCACUCAGACUAUAUGGGAGUACUUGUGUAACAAUUAAUAACCUUCAACAAUGUUAAGGGAGAUCCUCUGUCCAUGGAGAUGCAACUGAAAGCAUCCCUUUGAUAAAGGCUCCCAUUUCUCCCCCUUCUGUAAGAUACACAUCUUAGUAUGUGGUUUGUCAGCAUGAAAAGUAACAAACACACAUUCAUGGCAGGACCAUAGAGAUCGUCCACAUGAUAGUGGUUGUUGAGGCCUAGGAUCUAGACUAAGAAAUCUUUGCAUGUGAGGAGGAAUGCCCGAGGGGGGAAGCACUGGGAACCUUCUCCUGCGGAGACUUCCUUAGAUGAUGAGAGAAAGAAGAGGAGCACCAAGGACUGUGCUGCCUUUAUACCCCUUGUUUGGGAAACCCUGCUAUUACUGAUAGAUAUCAAGCCCUUACCCAAAAUGUCAUUAGCUCUGUCAUCCCACUUUUACCCCCUACUAGUCCCAGACUCAGUCACUGCUAUAUCUUGAGAUGUAUAGCUAGAGAGCUCACCUAAGAUCAGAGCUCUGACCCUUCCGCUGAUGUCUAGGACUGUGGCAGAAUAUAUAAGGCUUGCUAGGCUUUAGAUCAUAGCUAGGUUCACCCUGUCAACUACCUGCUUAUUACUCUUAGCCUUGCCUCCACCUCUGCUGUUCUGUGUCUAGAUUCCUGAUACCAUCUGGGCCAUCCUGAGCAGUCACCUCCUCCUUUGAAGUCAGUGAACUUAGAAAAGUGUAACACUGCAUGUCAGCCAUCUUGAAUUGUAUGUUCACCACGGCUGCCUAUCUCCUGCUCUCUGGCAGGAAUUACGGAUAUGCUUCCCAGCAAUGGCUGCUCCAUGCUAUGGCUUGGUGUGGAGAACUUGUUCUUUGUAGCGUAUGCUUUUUAUAGGGUAAUGUUAUUUUGAGCUCACCCUACAAAUGACAUCAGUUAUAGUCCAUUUCUUUUGAAAGCUGGUUCUUUAUUUAUGCAUAAUAGUUAAGAACAAGCCAGCUGGAUCACACCAAAGUCCAUCUAGUCCAGCUCUCUGCUACUCUCUCUGCUAGUUAAAUGUUGCCAAGUCACACCUGACUCAUGGUGAUCCUGUAAAGUUCUGCCUCAUGGAGUUUUCUAGACAAGAGAUGAGCAGAGGUAAUUGGCCAUCACCUUCCUCUGCAUAGCAAUCCUGAACUUCCUUGAUGGUCUGCCAUCCAAAUACUAACCAUCUCAACUCUGCUUAGCAGUCCAGGUCUGACAAGAUCAGGCUAGUCUGGGCUAUUUAGGUUGCUUUUUGACAUUAUUUACUUAUGUAUACAAAUAAUUUUUAGAAGUGUUUUUUACUUACCCUAAUCUUCCUUAUACCACAUAAUGUUAUCCUUUCAGUACACUUAGGCUAUUCCAGAAUGCCAGGCUUCUUGCUUGACUUUUGGCAAUGUAAUGAGCCAGCCAUAAAACAGAGAUGAGUAUCAUUUGCGCCUAGUUAUGCUCUAUUGAAAUACAAUAGCACUAGCAGUAAAGCGUGUUGUACUAGCAAAUACAACAGGCUCUAUAAAACUGUUGGUGGGUUAAUGGCACCCACUAAGCUGGCCAACCCUGCUGCCUUUCCUCCCCCCUUGGCCCUGUGUCACCAGCUCCCUACUCAUCCUCUCCCCAGAUGCCUGCAUCAGCACAUAAGAGUUAACGGCCCUCCUGCCUUUCCUCUCCUUGGUCACCAGCUCCCUCCUCCUCCUCUUCCUAGAUACCUGCUUCUCUUCCCAAAUGCCUGUAUCACCGUGCAACAGUCAAUGACACAGUUGUGGCCACCAGCAGUUACAGCCUUCUUAUAGGGAGUGACCAAUGCCUGUGCCUGUUCCUCCUCUGGCAGAUGGUACAGUGACAAUAAUUAUUCAGCAUUGGGGGAGAAGCAUGAGAGAGUGAGUGACUACCACAUUCAGCUGUUUUAUUUGUGUUGUUUUUUUUAUCCGUUCUGUGUAAGCCCCGUCCCAAGCUGUAUAUGCAUGGCGAUUGAGUUUCGUGUGGUGAUUGGCUGGAAGUGAGUCGUUGCCACCACUGCUAGCCUUUUAUAUAAUAGAAUUAUACCAUAUAUUCCACUUCUGCUGCAUCUACUAUCAGUUUUAGUGAGAGGUAGCAGAGAAUAUGGUAAGACCCUAUUCGUAGGCCUAGAUUUAAGGAUUGGCAAACUACAGUUGAAGGCUUCUAAAUAAGAAAAAAGUCAGGUGACUCCCAGCCAAAGCCCACAGCUGCCAUACACCCAUGCUCAGACAAACUGUGCUGUCAUAUUUUCAGUUUCCUUUCUGUGGAGAAUAAGGACUUUUUGUUGUUGUUUGUAAAGGGCCUCUUAAAAUAAUGUAGUUUAGGGCCCUAUCCAUUAUUCAGUCUGGCCUAUAGGAGUUGGAAUGAACUAAGACCAGUUUAUAAGACUGCUCCAGAUAUCUGAUGAAAAGAGCUUUCAUCAGAAGAAAGGAGAGGACUCAAGACCAGCUGUAAACACUGCCUGACAUUUGAGCAAUCUCUCUCUAAGGUGGCUUUCUACUGGCAAAGCAAGUGCAGGCAAAAGUGUAUAAGAUCAGUCUCCACUAAUUUCCCCCUUUCAAUGGACUGUAUCUACAUUUGGGCCCUGGGACAAUUUUGUUUAAUAGUUAUUGCCUAAACAGGACAGGUAUCUUCUAUGCUUAAUUAAGCCCAUGCUUCUCAACACCUAUGAAAACCACCCGACCAUUUCCACUAUCCAUAAUUCCUCACAAAACACAGCCUGCUGCUCGCAGCUACAAAAAACACCUACAAUUAUGACCAUAUGCAAACGAGAGAUAAAGCAGGAAGGAGGUUGCAUGAGGUUCCAUUUGCUAGCAUUGUCUGUAUACUGGGUUCUCAGACAUGUGUAUCCUUAGCACGCUGUUGCCCAAGUGGGCAUUUGUUGACACACUAACAUUGCAUGUGUAGCAGGAUUGCAGCUCUAACAACCCACUUUAAAGGCCAGGUUUAAAGAGCUAGUACAUUAUUUCUUACAGCAUCAUGUUCAAAUUCAGCCUUAAGGUCUGACCCCCGGAGUGACAUGGAAACAACUUCUGCAUGACUGCAUUGCUGCUCCAGCAGUGCCCGUAGGAAGGCUUGGUGGCUGAUGCACUUAUUAACUGUAUGAACAUCAACACCUCUCUGGGCACUGACAGCAUGUGGCAUGGGAAGGAACCAUCUCAUUUGCCUGACCCAUGUUCUGCAUGCAUUAAUUAGAAAGUAGUGGGAUCCAGUCAUGUGGAAAUGGCGGUUAUGGUUCUCAUAUGAAUGAAUGGAGGUGGUGAUCCAGCCAUAUAUUUAGUGUUUCAGGAGAACGGAUGGUGAGAUGCUUUGGCAUUCUAUGUUUCUUAAGAAGGAAAUUUUGAUACAGAGUCUCUGAUUGGAGAAGCCAGAUGCUUCCCGGUGAAAAGGAUACAACCUCUUCAACAUGCAGCAGAUUUUGACUGAUAAGGAUAAGGAGGGAACACGUCUCCAUUUUCCAUGCUGUGAUCAUAGUCCAUAGAUUAAUACAAAAGUUGUAUCAGGGAUGAAUUUGUCUGCUCAUGUGAAUCUGUUUAUUUCUCCACAGUAGACAUUGUGAUCACUGUGUACGAGGUGUGCACAUCACUCUCAAAUAGUCCCUAAAGUUUGAAAUGUCUCUUUUUCACACCUCACAUUGUCUUGGAAUGUGAAGGAGCUAUUAAAUCUACAGAGCGUGUUGAAUUUCUGAGUUAGGAAAUAAAAGUUUAAAAACCUGGUGCUUCUAAA